AUUUAUCAGCAGAUAAGAAGAUAAGACAUCAUUCUUAAUGAAAUAAAGAAAGGGAUGUUUAGUUUGUAUUAAGUAAGCAGACCUAGAUCUACCUGGUAAUGCAGGAUCUAAAUGCUUAUAUUAAAAAAUGUUUCUCACUGAUGCUGUUCACUGAGUGAGUUUAUCACAUUAUCAGCACUGAAGUAGCUGUUAUAAAGAUACAGAGGUGUAACACCCCCUUCUGUGAAAUGUCGACAGCCUGAUUAGUAAAAGCAUAUUGAGACAGUGUUUAGCGUAAAUAGAUCAUAAGUAUUCUGUGAACUGUAUUAAAUAUUUAUUCCUGCUUCCUUUAAUACAUUAGGAUACAGCAGAUGAUGAUCGAAACCCCUCAGCACCUCGGGACGUUGCAAAGGUUUAUAUGACAGUGGACUGGCCAGAAGAAAUACCUCCGAGAUGGAAAUAUCAUCUACAGACAGCUCUACAGACCUGGUGUUCUCAGCAGCCUUUUAAUGAACAGAAAUGCAUUGUUCAUGAAGUUCAACUUUUAGGUGAUGGACACACUGCAGAGGUGGAGAUCACGCCAUCUACUGCUUUAAAUUAUAUAAAAACUGCAACUUUAAUGUUUAAGCAGCUUGAUAAAAGCGCCACAGUGCACUUUCAGAAAGAUAAACCAAAGUCUCUGAAUAAAGGAUCCAGGCCAAAGGGGAACAUGACUGUGAAAGAAAUAAUUCGACCUGAGCACAUGAAGGAUGUAGGAGCUGCGUCUAAUCUUCCAGGACCCGCUGACAUCCCAGGAGCUCUCACUGUCCCUCCCUUUCUAUACUGUUAUCUCAGUCAAACUUACAGAAAGGAACUGGAACAGAUUGAGAAUAAGUUUGGAGUUAAAAUAAAUGCAGAAACAUGUGUUUCAAUCUCUGCUAAGAAAGCUGAUGAGAAGAGUGAGAGUGAUUCUGUAAUCAAAGCUACUCAGGCCUUUACUGAUCUUUACCUGGCUAAAGCAAAUAAUAUCAAAUCUGUCCCUGUCCCUCAAUCACACAUGGAGUCUGAUGUAAUGAAACAGGUGCUGCAACAUAUUCCAGAUGAAGAGAACAAGAUCCUGCUAAACAUGUCAGCAAAUAACAACCUGCUGUUUGCACCAGAACAUAUUACAUCGAUGGUUAAGAAGCGGUUAAAUUUGGAACCUGCUAAAUCACCUAGCUACAAUAAUCCCUACAACACUGAGAUGGACACUAAGCAGUGGAGAUCAUCAGAAAGUUCUUAUUUAAGGCAGACACCAAAUAACUUGGACAUGCACAUCAAAAACGCACAAGCUCCAGUUGAGAUGGAUGGGACACACUGGAAAUUAUUAAAUAUUGUUUUUGUGAAACAGUUACAAGAGAUCCAAAAUAAAUUUGGAGUUCAGUUUGAUGCUGAACCUGUCAAAGGCUCGGUGAAGGUGUCAGCGCGAUCCCGAGGAACUCAUCAGGUCAAUCUCGAAGCUUACGCCCUCAGAGCUUUAACUCAUCUCUACCAAAAAGCUGUCACCUCAGCAGUCACCUGUGAUCUUAAAGACCCUUCCUACAUUAAAAUAGCUCAACAGAUACUUAGCUCUCAACACCCAUGUGUGGGUGGAGGAGAAAGCAAUGGAAGCUGGAAACUUUUUGGACUGCCAAAGUAUGUCAUUCCCGCUAUAGCUGAUAUUGAAAAGAUUAUUGGACGUACUGUAUUUAAUGAGGAGACAAAACUAUCGCUGGGAUAUCCAUGGGAUUUUUUACAGGGGCAGAAGGGGCAAAUGGAAAUGGAGGAGAUGAGAGGAACACAUGGCACUGACCUGAGAAGUGGAGCCAUGCUGCAAAACCUUUAUUUUGUCCAGGAGCAAAGUAAAGUAAUAAAACAUAAAGAGACAAAGAGUAAAGGAGAUAAAUGUUCAAUUUGCCUGGAUAUGUUAAUUCAAAAGACAAAGAUAAAAUGUGGACAUGAGUUCUGCAGUGAGUGUCUGAAACAGUCUAUAAAAAGCAGUGGAGAAGUUUGCCCUGUAUGUGGGAAAUGUUUUGGGAUAUUAAAAGGAAACCAACCGAAUGGAACAAUGUAUAUACAACACCUCAAAGACAUAGACCUUCCUGGCUUUCCUGAAUGUGGUACAAUUUUAAUUUUGUACAAAAUACCUACUGGCAUUCAGACGCGUGAACAUCCAAACCCUGGAAAGCCUUACAGUGGGACUCAUUGCACUGCGUACUUACCGGACAAUGCUGAAGGAAACCAUGUGUCCAAACUGCUGAUGAGGGCUUUUGAUCAGAAACUCAUCUUUACUGUUGGAUCCGUCAUGAAAACUGGAGAAAAAGAUGCAAUUACCUGGAAUGGCAUUCAUCACAAAACAAGUACAUAUGGUGGACCUGAGUGUUUUGGCUAUCCUGACCCAAACUACUUAAAAAGAGUGAAAGAAGAGCUGAAGGCCAAAGGCAUAGAGUAACGAUUAAAAAUACAUACCUUUACGUUCACACUUUAGCUUAAAUACUAUAAAAUAAAAUAAAAAGAACAGGACUUCAAACAAGACUUUUUGGGGUCAAGAUGUAUACGAAAAUGAAUAUUAUAUUUAACUAUGUAUGAUUUUAUGAACUAUAUGAUUUUAAAAAAGAAUGCUAUCCUGGUGAUAUUAUCUAUAUGAACUAUAAAUGAAAAGUUGGAAUCUAUAAUCACCAUUACUUUUUUUUAAAUUUUUUUAUAAUGCACAUGAUGAAACAGAAUCCAAAGUUACAGUACUGUGUAAGGGGGAGGUUUCAUAUUGGCCUAUAGUUGAACAGCUGACAAAGGUCAAGGUCAUGUUCCCAAAUUAGCAAUUAGAAAUUAGCACACACUUAACUGAUUACACCAUCUUUCUGCAUGGUGCUGAUUCCAAACCAGUUUAUUCUCUAUGGUGCAGGAGA
This is a messenger RNA of Clarias gariepinus (North African catfish), 2882 nucleotides long. RefSeq names its product E3 ubiquitin-protein ligase DTX3L-like. Gene Ontology annotation, biological process: Notch signaling pathway; protein ubiquitination. The transcript has 5 exons. The record is from RefSeq and is a predicted model, not a curated record. Gene Ontology annotation, molecular function: metal ion binding. Lineage: Eukaryota; Metazoa; Chordata; Actinopteri; Siluriformes; Clariidae. The coding region runs from base 398 to 2428 and encodes 676 amino acids.